This is a messenger RNA of Miscanthus lutarioriparius, 651 nucleotides long. NCBI's taxonomy places the organism in Eukaryota, Viridiplantae, Streptophyta, Magnoliopsida, Poales, Poaceae. The record is from the annotation of a GenBank genome assembly.
AUGCUCGAAAUUUGUUACGUUCUUCUCACGGGGAGUGGUGUCUCAAAGUUAGGAGCUGAUGCAAAGAUGCCGGGUUACUAUGACAUCGAUGACAUCCUCAUGGAGGAUGAGCCUAUUUCAGUUGUUUUCCAAGUAACUGCAAAUGGUGUUGGCCUGCUAGAUCCUGGUGCUGAAAGUAACUGUGUAGAGAAGGGUGCCAAGGUGGACCUACCAUUUUGGCUUGCUCAUGGGCUGCUGUCUCUGGAACAAGCUGUGUCAAUAAACCCACCUCCAUGCUUCACACAAAAAACUCGGAAGGAGAUCCAAGCUGAUGCAGCCUGUGUGGAUUUGAGGGUUCGUUGCCCGUACUUUUAUGAGCUAGGAUGCAAGAUUGUUCCUUUGGUGAGUGACAAGAGCAUUGGCCUGUUCUUGCGAUAUGCAUUCACCAGUAGGUACAAAGAGGUUCUAAGCAAGUCCCACAGUUCUUCCAUGAUGACAGUUCCCAAGUUUGUUCCACGCCUUACAAAAGAAGAAACUCGAGUGUUUGAAUCUGCUAGAGAAUCGAUGGCUGGUUUCAAGAAAUGGCGAGCAGGUGGGGUGAGACUGCAAAAGGCUUCCAUUCUUGGCCGGAAGAGGAAGACAAAGCUGCCUGAUGGACCACCUACUCCUUGA